AGUCCUCGCCGAAACUUGCGCCGUCCCGAGCCGCUCCCCCAGAACCUGUCCGCGAGGGCGUCAGAAGGAGACAUUUGGCAGGUCAUGCAGGAGGGGCCGCGUGGCGGUCCGGCGGGGGCGCGGGUUCCGCACGGUGUGGCGUGCGCCUCGGGAGCGGGACCGGAGUGGCGCCAGAUACGGCUGGGGAGCGGGCCGGCCUGGCCGCCGAGAACGUUGCCAACGGCCGCGGCGUUGGCGACAGACUCGCCCGCGCACGAGUGGGGGCGCGUUACGGUUGGAAGGCUCGGGGAAGGUGGCGGUUGCCGGCGGUGCUGGGGAGGCGCGUCGCGUGCGAUUUCACGGCAGGGAGCGUGCGUCGUGACCCGCAGGCGUUCCGGACGCACAGGGCAAGCAGCCCCUCCGCAUGCUUGUCGACAGCGCGGCGUCUGCGGGCACGUUUUUUCCUCUUUCCAUCUGGGCUUGGGGCGGCGAUGGCCGCCGUGAAUCGCAGAAAUGCGAAAAAAAAAGCACCCAAGCGGGCGGCACGGAGCGAAUAG
Molecule: messenger RNA, 536 nt
Organism: Trypanosoma conorhini
Lineage: Eukaryota; Euglenozoa; Kinetoplastea; Trypanosomatida; Trypanosomatidae
Exons: 1
Source: RefSeq, a predicted model, not a curated record